AUGGCGCGAGCUGCAGGUUAUCAUCAACAAGCAUCCGAAAUUGCGAAGCUGAGCAGGGAAGCGAUAACGGAAAAUUUGAAAGGGAGAGGAGCAGCAGUUAUGGACGAGGCCGUUGAUACCGGGAAUAGCAUUCGCAAAGCCCGACAAGGCUUCGCCAAUUGUAAGACCAAGAUGGCUUCCCAUCCGAAAUUGGGCAUGCCAUCACGUCGAUAA
Haemonchus placei is the source of this 213-nucleotide messenger RNA. Lineage: Eukaryota; Metazoa; Nematoda; Chromadorea; Rhabditida; Trichostrongylidae. The record is from the annotation of a GenBank genome assembly.